AUUCGGCGCUGAAAAGGAAGAAGCCUAGUUUUGUAGUGCUCCAUCCGAACCAGUACCAGCUGGGGAACAGCAGUGUUCACUGAAACAACGUCUGCCUGGUUAGGUUGCUUCCGAGCACCGUGACCGAUAAAGAGCUGGAACAUGGCGGAUAAAGAGGUGUAUGACGAUGCAGUGGAAGAGAGGGUCAUCAAUGAGGAGUACAAGAUAUGGAAGAAAAACACACCUUUCCUGUACGACCUGGUGAUGACUCAUGCUCUGGAGUGGCCCAGCCUUACUGUCCAGUGGCUCCCAGAUGUCAGCAGGCCAGAGGGGAAGGACUACGCCGUUCACAGGCUGGUUUUGGGGACCCACACAUCAGAUGAGCAGAACCACCUUGUGAUUGCCAGCGUCCAGGUACCAAACGACGAUGCCCAGUUUGAUGCUUCACACUACGACAGCGAAAAAGGAGCAGAGUUUGGUGGCUUUGGCUCCGUAAGUGGAAAAAUUGAGAUCGAGAUCAAGAUCAACCACGAGGGAGAGGUCAACCGAGCCCGCUACAUGCCUCAGAAUCACUGCAUCAUUGCCACCAAGACUCCCACCUCUGACGUGCUGGUCUUCGACUACAACAAGCACCCGACUAAGCCAGAUCCCAGUGGGGAGUGUAAUCCUGACUUAAGGCUGAAAGGCCACCAGAAAGAAGGGUACGGCCUCUCCUGGAACCCAAACCUCAGCGGCAACCUGCUCAGUGCCUCCGAUGACCAUACCAUCUGUCUAUGGGACAUCGGGGCCGGCCCAAAGGAAGGAAAGAUUGUGGAUGCCAAGACCAUCUUCACCGGCCACACAGCAGUGGUGGAAGAUGUUUCUUGGCAUUUGCUCCACGAAUCCCUGUUUGGCUCUGUGGCUGAUGACCAGAAGCUCAUGAUAUGGGACACCCGGUCCAACACCACAUCCAAAGCCAGCCACUCAGUCGACGCUCACACUGCUGAGGUCAACUGUCUGAGCUUCAACCCCUACAGCGAGUUUAUUCUUGCCACUGGUUCUGCUGAUAAGACUGUUGCUCUGUGGGACCUGAGGAACCUCAAACUGAAGCUUCACUCCUUUGAGUCGCACAAAGAUGAAAUUUUCCAGGUACAAUGGUCUCCUCACAAUGAGACGAUCCUGGCCUCCAGCGGCACCGACCGACGUCUCAACGUUUGGGACCUCAGUAAAAUUGGGGAGGAGCAGUCAGCAGAAGAUGCUGAGGACGGCCCACCAGAGCUGCUGUUCAUCCACGGUGGCCACACAGCCAAGAUCUCUGACUUCUCCUGGAACCCCAAUGAACCCUGGGUCAUCUGCUCAGUGUCCGAGGACAACAUCAUGCAAGUCUGGCAGAUGGCGGAAAACAUCUACAAUGAUGAGGAGCCAGACAACACCCCUGCAUCAGAGCUGGAGGCUCAGGGAUCCUAACCCAGCUCUGCAUGAGUCUCUCUCCAGGCACGACCCCCUCCCUCUCCCCCACCACCCUCCAUCCCCCGAGCUCCAGACCCAGACCCAGCCUGUCGUCUCCCUCUCCGGCUUAUCAAGUGCAAAAUGAAGUCUGCUCUCCACAUGAGCGAACAGUGUGGAAAGUUAGAGACAGCAUGGGCUCCACCCUUCCUAACAGGCAGUUGGAUUCAGGCUCAUCUCGCUCACACUUCACCGAGGCCCAGGUACCCAAAAGCACUUGGAGUAGGAUUAAGGGUUGAAAUGUUGUACCUGGGCUUUGGAGACUCUAAAGAGCAGAAACCUUUUAUGUGGACGAAGUCACUCGAAGUCAUUAAUACCAGUUAAUCAGUGACUCUCAAAGGGUUCAGGCAAGGGAAAUAAAAAGUGUCAUUUUAUAUUCAGACUUAUGAGUAGCCAGAAAACCACUAGCUAGUGACGUUCCCUCAAGACACAUAUGUGACGGAGGACUACUCCUCCAUGACAUGCUUCUAUCCAAACCAAAGACUGUGUAUAAAGAUGGACGACACAUCUCUAUGUACUCCUACUUUACAAAAAUGAAGCCAAAAUAUCCCUUAAACGGGCCCUGCCGUCUCAUGCUGGAGGCGUCAAAGCGAUCUCCACAGCAUCAGGUUCUCACCUACACACCUGUCUGACCAAUCGGGAGCAGCACCAUUGAUAGUGAGCACACUGAUUGGCUCACACAGCUGUCAAUCAUGAUGUCAUACCACCUUUUAUAGCAUUAAAUAACUAAUUAAAACCACUCUUAUUAGGGAAAAAAACACUUAAACAAAUAUCAGCGUGAUUAGAGCUACAUAAAAUAAAAGACACUAUCUUUAUUUGAUCUUUUAGUUUGGCCCAUGUCCCGUUAGCUAACAUGGAGGGAGCAGGGAGGAGGUUUUGGCUUCAUUUUGGGGAGCUCUCAUGUCGUCCAUCUUUAUAUAGAGUCUAUAAUCCAGACUAUGAUUGGCUUAAGUUAACCAGGUUGGUUAUGUCCAGGAGAACUUAAUUUUAACUUACUUUACUUUAUAUCGUACUGAGCUGACACGUCCCGGCUGUCCUUUGAACGAACAUUCCCUGCUGUGUUUGCCUCCUGUUCAUAAGGUACAUUAACUGUUGAGUAUUUGGUUGAGUAAAAGGUGCACUAGAGGGAAACGCACAUAUUUCUCUUUCCUCUCCUCGUUCUGUUGUUAAAUAAUGUGAAAUUGCCAUGUUUUGUUUCCCGCACCUCAAAUUGCAAUAAAACUUUUAUAACUUUUCAAAGA
This is a messenger RNA of Epinephelus lanceolatus (giant grouper), 2705 nucleotides long. Its product is annotated as histone-binding protein RBBP7. Gene Ontology annotation, molecular function: protein binding. The record is from RefSeq and is a predicted model, not a curated record. NCBI's taxonomy places the organism in Eukaryota, Metazoa, Chordata, Actinopteri, Perciformes, Serranidae.